AUGCAGCAAGUGGGCUUGGUGCAAUGCAUUAUUGUGGAAAGGAAUUUACACUCGUAUUAUCGUCUGCCAAUAUCGGCGGUGCGACGUACCAAUACCACCCAGGAAUAUUAUAUACUCCAGUGCCCGUUCAAGUCUUCGUUACAAAUACCCAAACCCAAGGAUAUGGAUCUGUGCGUAAUUGCAGGCAGAUAUAAAGACGAGGAAAAGGAUAAGCGAGGAGAGAAAAUAAAACCUGUUGUAGAAUUGGCUAAAGCGAAAAAAUAUCCGUCCAACAAGGCGGAGCACAGAAAUCAUGAAGCGCCCAAGGAGGUGAAAUGGAUAAAAAUUAAAAAAAGAAAACCCAAGAAAAUUGUGAUGUUGGUAAAGAAGCCAUCCAAACCGAAGGAAUACUAUAAACGUCCCAAAACAGAAAUCACCGAACAGUACAAAGCCACCAAUGUACGCUUGUAUUUGGAUCAUCCAGCUUCGGCUUCCGAGACUAAAAUUACAGUGAAUGGAAAACCAGUCCAAGUACAUGACUCACUGGCCUCAAGUUCCUCCAUCAAAGCGAAAAUGUUACCAAAACCGCCACCAAGAGAUAAAAAGUUACCCACAACCAAAGAUAUGGAUUUCGUGGAUGAUUACCCGUCUGAAUCUUCAGAAGAAAGAGGUGAAAUGAGUCCAGCCAGUCCAUUGAAAUAUUUAAACACAAAAAAUGUUUUGAAACAAUUGCAAUUGCAUCACAAAGCUAAACCUCAUCAUAGCCAUCCAUUGGAUAAAUCGGAAAAAUUCUAUGCCCAAUCGAAAAACUAUAAAAAAGGUUUCAAAACGAAGGGCUAUCAAAACAUAUCUUCUACUUCUUCGUCCUGCAAAAUGGAUGGACCUUCAACCAGCGCCGAAGCAGCGGCAGCUGGUAAUGGUCCAGAUCCACGCUUGGAACUAAUGGGUUCCUUUGUAAUAAAAUCCCUAAAAUUAAAACCCGAAAAAUGGACACGUGUCAUCACCGUAGAAGAGACCAAGGGAAUUAUAAAAGAAUUCCUUGAUCGUCCCACACCAGUAGUCCUAAUUAUUAUUCUAACACAAUCUGCACAAUUAUUGCCUUCGACCACAUUUCCACUGACACAACUGAAAAGCAAGGGAGUUUAUUUCAUUAAAAAGCACCCAGAGCCAAUACCCCGCGAGAAUUGUAAUCAUUUUAUUAUCAGCGGUGAUUUGGCCACACGGACAAUUGACCAGUUGUCGGCAUUGGUGGAGGAAGUUUUGGUACCUCUGCUAUCGAAUGAGAUCAAUUACAAGAAAUGGCCAUUUAUGGUGGCUCAAGAUGUCCAGAAACAUGUCCACAGUUUAAAGAGUACCGUGCAUCAGGUUAAGGGUCAGGUGAGCGGUGAGACUAUCCUAGCCAUGCCAGUGGGUGUUGAGAAAAUCGUUAAAGCCGCCGCAGCAAUUAGUGAAAACCCACAAUUGCAAAUUGAUUUGUAUUUGAAAAGUGCCAUCGAAGGUGUGGUCAUCAAAUGGGCCACGCAGGUCCAUGAAGUCAUCAAGGAGAAUCCGGCAAAUGCCUUCCUAAAUGGUCAAAAUCCAACACCGACAACGGAAUUUGUUUUCUGGAAUAAUCGUUUGAAAAAUCUUUCGUUUAUUUUUGAGCAAUUGCGUAAUGAGCGCAUUCGGGCCAUGGCCUUGGUUUUGGAACAUUCACGUAGCGCAUAUUUUCCAUGCUUUCAAACGCUAUUUAAAAAUGUAGUUACUGCACUUGCUGAAGCCAAGGACAUUACCAUGUAUCUGAAUCCUUUGAAGAAAUGUGUCCAACAAUUGGAGGAAAUGGAUUUUGCUGAAUGUAAACCUAAUCUAAUACCACUAAUGCAUGUAGUCUGCACAAUAUGGGGUAAUUCCCGUUAUUAUAAUCAUUCGUCGAAAAUCACAAUACUACUUAGACAGAUCUGCAAUUUGAUUAUACAUCAGGCCAAACGCUUUUUGGAUCCCUCUUCGAUAUUCCACAGCGACAUAGAUGAAGCCAUGCAACGACUGACAUUGUCCAUCGAAAUAUUGAAAUUCUUUCGUGCUCUCUUUGAUCACUACAAGGAAAAAAUUGCCGAUUAUUUUAAAGAGCCCGAGGAGAGGCCACCGAUUCAUUGGACUUUUCAUCCUAAUUCAGUUUUCAAACGCUAUAAUGCUUUUCUGGAGCGUUUGACUACGAUUCAAUGGUUCUUCUUCACGGUGAUUGAAUUCUUGAAGCUGGAGAAAGUUGAAAUCGGUGGUCUACGCGGUCGCCAACUGAGUACACGCAUUACGGCCGUUUAUGUUGAGUUCAAUCAAUACUUUACGGCCUUCGCAUCGAAAAGUUAUGAUGUUUUAGAUCCCGAUGAUCUUGAAUUCGAUGUGGAUUUUGAAAAUUUUCAAAUGCGUAUACUAGAGUUGGACAUGAAAUUGGCCGCGAUACUGUGUCAGGCAUUCGACGAUUGUUACAAUUUGGAGAGUAUUUUUAAGCUUAUUAACAUUGUGGGAAGUGUAUUGGAGAGACCCAAGAUCAAGGAACAAUUUACACAAAAAUAUACCGAGAUCGUACGGAUGUUGGACGAAGAGCUGACAGUGUGUGAAGAUAUCUAUGACAAACAAAUGUUUAUGAGAUAUGAUAAUUUGACAUUAUAUCCCGAAUAUAAUUGUCCACCGGCGGCGGCAUUUAUACGCUGGUGUGGUCAGCUGGAACGGAGGAUAACCAUACCCAUGAAACAAUUUCAGGCCUUGCAACAUGAAAUAACCAAAUCGGAACAAUCAUUGGAUAUUAUAAAACGUUACGAACGCCUGCUAUUGAAAAUCGGUGCCAGCCGUUCGUAUGUCUUCGAGGAAUGGACGGAAAAACUAAAUGAACAAAUCGAAACAAAUCUGGAAAAGUCGCUGAUCAAACGUGAUCCCAGUACAAAUCUAUUGAUACUCAAUUUUAGUGCCGAACUAUUCUGCAUAUUGCGUGAGGUACAUUACCUAAAGCAAAUGGAAGUUGAAGGUGUACCGCAGGUGGCCUUAGAUUUCGCUGACAAGGGUGAUGUCUUCCGCACGUACACAUUGAAUUUGGAAAAGACCAUUGAUUGGUAUAAUACCAUUCAAGAGAAUAGUUCUACGGUGGAAUUGAAAAUGAUUGAGAAGGAAAUACGACAGAUCGAUGAUUUGGUUGAGGUUGGCAUUAAUGAAUUGGUAUGGAAUUCGGAAGACAUUCUAACCUAUCUCAAUAAGUUACGACAACCUGUUGCUGCUCUUCAAAAUCGCAUGGAUCAUACACAGGGAAAUCUCAAACAAAUUCGCGAUAUAAUGUCCGUUUGGGUUCGCCAGCCAUUGUUCGAAAGACGGGAUGGAAAAAAAGAUGCUGUACUGUGCAUAGAUGAGCGACCCGAUCGUACCGCCAAACGCUAUGCAGAAAUUCAAGAAGCAUCAGAAAAAAUACACGAACUACUACACGACAAUAUGAUUCAGUUCGAUAUGCAGGAUAAACAAAAUGAUGAAAUGUGGCUCAACUAUGUGGAUUUUGUCGAUAACAUCGUCUACGAAUAUUUGCUAAAGACCGUCGGUGUUAGUGUCGGAUAUAUUGUCGAGAAUAUGGAUCCAGAAAAUAAUUAUGCUCCGCUGUUUGAGGCCCGCCUGGAAUUGGUAGAACCAAAUAUGGUGUUUGUACCCUCUUUGAAUCCUGCCGACAGCAUGGGCUUCAAUAAUAUGCUAAUCGAAUUGGUUCGCGAUAUCCUGAAAAUGGGAACUCUAGUGAAACGCCUUAAGAAAAAUGUCAAGCAGAAUUACGGUGAUAUGAUCAAGGCUAAUCAGGAUAUUAUCGAUAUGCGUAGGGAAAUUCUAAAUGGUGUGGAUUUGGUAAUGGAGGAGGCGGCCAUGUUUUGUCGGCAAUUCGAAAGAUAUUCGUAUUUGUGGUUGGACGAUCGCCAUGAGUGUAUGGAAUAUUUUUUGGAGUAUGGUCGCAUACUCGAUGCCGAUGAAAUCGAACUGGUCAUGCUGAACGAUGCGGCAGCCCCCAAGCCCAGUCCACCCACCAUAGAGGCGUUUCGCGAACAGAUCGACAACUACGAAAGUCUGUACAAUGAAAUUGAAGAUAUUGCACCCUUUCAAGUAUUCAGCUCCUGGUUUCAAGUCGAUGUGCGUCCCUUCAGACAGGCUUUGCUGAAUACUGUGUGCAAGUGGGGCAACAUGUUCAAGACUCAUCUGGUGACGACGGUGACUUCGAACCUCAUGGAUUUGGGUGACUACGAGGGUUUGGUCAGUAUUAUGGCCUAUCUGAUGCAGGUUAAGAGCGUGCCGUAA
Messenger RNA from Musca vetustissima, 4272 nucleotides. Its product is annotated as dynein beta chain, ciliary-like. NCBI's taxonomy places the organism in Eukaryota, Metazoa, Arthropoda, Insecta, Diptera, Muscidae. The coding region runs from base 1 to 4272 and encodes 1423 amino acids. The transcript has 8 exons. The record is from RefSeq and is a predicted model, not a curated record.